Molecule: messenger RNA, 855 nt
Organism: Cygnus atratus (black swan)
Lineage: Eukaryota; Metazoa; Chordata; Aves; Anseriformes; Anatidae
Product: deoxyribonuclease-1-like
Exons: 8
Coding region: 1-855 (284 amino acids)
Biological process (GO): DNA catabolic process
Cellular component (GO): nucleus
Molecular function (GO): DNA nuclease activity
Source: RefSeq, a predicted model, not a curated record
AUGGCGGCCUCGAAGCUGCUGCUGCCGCUGCUGGCUGCAGCUCUCCUGCUGCACGGGGCCACUGCGCUGAGGAUCAGCGCGUUCAACAUCAAGGCGUUUGGGGACAGCAAGAUGUCCAACCAGACCAUUGCAGAUUUCAUCGUCUCUAUCCUGUCGGAGUACGACAUCACCGUGGUGCAGGAGGUGCGGGACGCCGACCUGAGUGCCGUCAGGAAGCUGAUGACCCAGCUCAACAGUGCGUCGCCGUACCCCUACAGCUUUUUGGACAGCAUCCCCCUGGGGCGGGGCAGCUACAAGGAGCAGUACGUCUAUAUCUACAGGUCAGACAUCGUCUCCGUGCUGGGAAGCUACUACUACGAUGACGGCUGCGAGCCCUGCGGGACCGAUGUCUUCAGCAGGGAGCCCUUCAUCGUGAAGUUCUCCUCGCCUACUACGCAGCUGGAGGAGUUCGUGGCAGUGCCCCUGCACGCGGAGCCCAGCAGCGCGGCGGCCGAGAUCGAUGCGCUCGCCGACGUCUACACGGAUGUCAUCAACAAGUGGGCGACCAAUAACGUCCUCUUCCUGGGCGACUUCAACGCCGACUGCUCCUACGUGACCGAGGCACAGUGGCCCUCCAUCCGCCUGCGCUCCCACGAAUCCUGCGAGUGGCUCAUCCCUGACAGCGCCGACACCACCGUCGGCAGCACCAACUGCGCCUACGACCGCAUCGUUGCCUGUGGCUCUGCGCUGCGCCAAGCUGUCGAACCCGGCUCCGCCACCGUCAACAACUUCCAGCAGACUUUCCACAUCCAGAACAAGGAUGCUUUGGCCGUCAGCGACCAUUUCCCUGUGGAGGUGACACUGAAAGCCCGCUGA